Messenger RNA from Ogataea philodendri, 741 nucleotides. RefSeq lists its product as uncharacterized. Lineage: Eukaryota; Fungi; Ascomycota; Pichiomycetes; Pichiales; Pichiaceae. Gene Ontology annotation, molecular function: small ribosomal subunit rRNA binding; structural constituent of ribosome; actin binding. Gene Ontology annotation, biological process: translation. Gene Ontology annotation, cellular component: nucleolus; ribosome; cytosolic small ribosomal subunit. The coding region runs from base 1 to 741 and encodes 246 amino acids. The transcript is spliced from 3 exons. The record is from RefSeq and is a predicted model, not a curated record.
AUGUCAUUCACAUUGCAAGCACAGGUGUACCAGAUCGACGCGCAAUCGUACGAUGUGCAGUACGAGGAGCCCGAAUUCGGGACGAUCGACUCGCUCGACACGCUGCUGGAGGAAUUGCCGGACAACUCGCCGCGGUUUGUGGUGCUGAGCUACUCCAAAACGCUGCCCGACGGCCGGCUUAGCAACCCGCUGGUGAUGGUGUACCACCGGCCGCUGACGGCGAAGCAGGAGGCCAAGAUGUUGUACGCGGGGUGUCUGGAGCAGUUCAAGAGCGAGGUGAGUCCGAACCGGUUCGUGGAGGUGGCGGACGAGGACGACUGGGACGAACUGCGCUCCGAGGUGGAAAACGUUCCAUCUUGGUUCAAAUUGUCUUCUGACGAUGUUGUUGAGCAGAUCGUGAAGUACGCCAGAAAGGGUCUUACCCCUUCUCAGAUUGGUGUUAUUUUGAGAGACGCUCACGGUGUUAACCAAGCCAAGGUGAUCACCGGUAACAAGAUUAUGAGAAUUCUCAAGUCCAACGGUCUUGCUCCAGAGAUCCCAGAGGACUUGUACUUCUUGAUCAAGAAGGCUGUUUCCGUUAGAAAGCACCUUGAGAGAAACAGAAAGGACAAGGACUCCAAGUUCAGACUUAUUUUGAUCGAGUCUAGAAUCCACAGAUUGGCCAGAUACUACAGAACUGUUGCUGUCUUGCCUCCAACCUGGAAAUACGAGUCUGCCACUGCUUCUGCUUUGGUCAACUAG